AAGCAGAGAGACUCGGAAUGGUAAAAACAACACGCAAAAGCCAACGCACAAGAAAACAAAAAAAAGGUGAAUCACAAACGUCAAAUGAAGAAAAUUUUGCGCCGACGUUGAGGUGAAAAAAGGCAAAACGUACGCGCCGUGCUGAAAUAAUUGGCUUUCGCGCGCGGGUUAUUCGGUGGCCAUUCCGCGGAACUCCCGCUCCGCCACCAUGACGGAGUUUUGCGACGACGUAAUUAAGCUGUUCCCGCUGCGGACCAUCCAGGAUGUGAUCAAGCUGUUUCGGCAGCAGCUGAACAAUCGGGACGACGAUCCGGACCUGACGCUGCUGUCGAUCGUGACCGGACUGAUCGAGCACUCGCUGACCACCAAGGUGCUGGAAUCGUCGGGACCAGCGGGUGUGCAGCCGCACAUUGAAGUCAUAAGCAACUUCCCGGUCAUCAAGUACGACGUCAUAGAGGCACUGUACAAGAAGUUUAAAGCCGUGCUGGCACCGAUCGAGAAGCUGCUGGUCAAGACGGACUCCAAAUUUGCGAGUCGGGAGAUCAUCAAGAAGGUGUCCGACAUUAUUUGGAACUCGCUGCUGCGAAGUUCGUACAAAGACAGGGCUCAUCUGCAGAGCUUGUACAGCUAUUUGUGUGGAAACAAGUUGGACUGCUUCGGGGUUGCGUUCGCCGUGGUGGCCGGCUGCCAGAUGUUGGGAUUCCGCGACGUACAUCUGGCCAUUUCCGAGGAUCACGUGUGGGUAGUUUUCGGCAAGACCGGUGACGAAACCAUCGAAGUGACCUGGCACGGCAAGGGUGCCGAAGACAAACGUGGCCAGUCGGUUGCUCCGGGCGUCGAGUCCCAAACGUGGCUUUACGUGGCCGGCCAUCCGGUCGUUUGCAAUCGCUACAUGGAGGUGGCGGCCAUCGUUUCCGCCAUCAACCCCUCGUUGACUGCCACGAGCGCUUGCUUGGAAGUCGCGGACUUGCAGCAGCAGUUGCUGUGGCAGCUGUACGACAUGGGUCACCUGAAGAAGUACCCGAUGGCGCUGGGCUGCCUCGGGGAACUGGAGGAAGUUUCGCCGACCGCGGGCCGACGCAGCUGCGAGGAUCUGUACAACGAGUCGGUGCGGUCGGCGCAGAUCUGCUACAAGAACCAUCACGUCUAUCCGUACACGUAUCAGGGUGGAUUCUACUACCGGCGGAACAAGUACCGGGAGGCGUUUGCCUCGUGGGCCGACAGCAGCGACGUCAUUAGACUCUACAACUACUCCCGGGACGACGAGGAGAUCUACAAGGAGUUCCUGGACAUUGCGAAUGAGCUGAUCCCGCAGGUGAUGAAGUUGGAGAGUUCGGGCCACUCGGCGCGCAGUAUCCUGCGGGAUUCGCACUGCUUCGCGAACCUGCUGCGCUUCUACGACGGUAUUUGCUGCUGGGAAGAGGGCAGCCAGACGCCGAUUCUGCACAUUGGCUGGGCCAAGCCGCUGGUCGCGACGAUCGCCAAGUUUGACCACGACAUCCGGUCGCAGGUCGUGAUCCGGUGCAGCGAGCAGAGCCCGCGGACGUUUCACGCCAACGGGAAUCUGGGAGCCGUGGAGGAGCCGGGCAAACCGCUGACCAACAACAAUAACAACAUUGUGUGCAAGGCCGAUGCGAAUCUGGAAAACGGGAAGGCUAGCGGGCUGCCCAAGUCGCUGGAGGCUCUGGUGGGUAAGUGUGGCGAGAAGCUGCUGAAUCCGGACUUUUUGCUGCAGGGAGGAGGCCAGCCGUUCACCUCGGAAGACGGUGGAGAAGCGGCGGCCGGAGAGACCAACGGAACCACGAGGAGUAGCCGGAAGCUGGCGGCGGUCGCGGAGAAGAAAGAAUCCGGCAACGGUAAGGUAGAGUGUAAGGUGGUUGAGCCGAAGAAGGAGUCACUCGAGCUGGUUGACUCCGAAGACGGAGGCCCCAAACGGCCCAUGAUUACUCUGUACAGCCAGAAGAUGAAGGGUCUGAAAGACCUGCUGCUGGCGGAGAAGCUCAACACGAACGCCAUCUCGCUGCAAAUUACGGCCCAGAGCCAGGUGCAAGUGGGGGGCAAAAAGUCCCGCUCACAAACGGGCGGGGCUCUCGGCGGGACGCCAAACGAGAACGAGGCCAACACUCGUUCCAAGCGCGCCCGGCGGGAGUAAAUCGAUCCCGCUUGACAACAAACGGAAACAUUCCCAGAGUUCUGUUUUAAAUUGCGGUCGCAGGGUGGACGUGGAAUAGCAUUCAAUGUUGCAUGCAAGUUAGCAUUACGAUGACGCUAGAUGGCAGCGUGAUCGCGAAGAAGGUAUUCGUCGCUACUGUUCUCGUUGCAUGGAAGGGGGAGAUUCCACGUCUGCUCGCCUGCGCGCUCAACAUUGAUCUUUUUGUGAUUAUUUUUAAACUAAUAGUACUACGCGCUCUUACUUGGUAUUCCGCGAGUGCGCUUGUAAAGUGCACCGCGCUUUUAUUCCGUUAAGGUUGAGAUUUGUUUUUUAAUUGUUUCACACUAUCUCUGCAUUCUCGAGCAAGCAUUGUGAUGCUGUUUUUUAAACAAAAAACAAAAAAAAACUUAUUUAUAUUUAUAAUCGUUAACUUAUUCUACCCUUCUUUACACUGUUUCUAUUGUUUCUAUUUAUUGAAGUUUUCGUUGUUGAUGCAUGAGUGCGUGAGCAUUUCUAGCGAGGCGGGCUUCCUUCUAAAGGCAAACAAAAAUCCCGCCUCAAAUGAGCUAUGUCAAAUUUCUUGUUUAAAAGCAAAACUCUAUUGCGACCUCCGACCAAACACAAGAUUAAAUCUAGUCCGGUCCGGAGGAUCGCGUACAAACAAUUACAAAAUGAAUGAAAGAGAAUCGGGUGACGGAUGAGCGGAAGAAAGAGUAACCUCAAUCAUUAGGACACACACACAGGACACAUCUCAAAACACAACAACCGGAAAUUGAAAGUACAAAAGCUUGCUAAAAUUUUCCCUUAGAAAACAAAAUCACGGAAAACGAAAUGUCUUAUCAAAAUUUACCUAGGUAAUGACCACAAAUAAAUCUUAAAUUGAACAAAAUAGGAGGAAAAACCACUAAUCGGGUGUACCUUACAUUGGAUAAUAAGAUUUAUAGAAAAUAAUAACAGCAGAAAAAUUGGAAUCGGACACAAGGACAAUUGGAUGCGCAAAGGACAUGGAAUGCAAUACAUUAUUUGGACGAGCGUUACGUGAUUGAGUGGAAUGAAAAUGUUUGGACAGAAAAUAGGAGUUAUGGAAAUAGCAAAAAAAAACUAAAUGUUUUUGUUUUCGAUGUUUGUUACGUACCUACUUGGUGAGCUUUCGAUUGGUAUCAAAAAUAUAUUUUAAAAAUCUAAAUAUUAUCUACCAUAUAUUCAACCUUAGAGUAAUUAAGAAAAAAUGCAAUGAAAUUUUUCGAUUGUAUCACGAUUCAACUUGGUUUAAAGUUGCUAUCAUUGGUUGGUGUCCAGAAUAAACAUUAUAUUGUUUCAAUCACAAACCCAUCAAAAAUAUUAAAAACAGAAAUUCAUGUUUAAAUUAAUGCUUGAAAGUUUAUCAAUAAAUGAUAAAAAAUUUAGCACAGACACCAACCAAUGAAAGUUACAGAAUUUUAUUUUUAAUUAGAAAACAUUAAAAAAAAUCACAGUUCAAUAGAAAACCCAUUUUUUUGCUUCUCUAAGACAAGAAUUUGAUCUUAGAGAAACUUGCUACACUGACACAUUUAAGAUUGGAAUUUUGUGGUACGCUCUUUUUUAAUAUUUACAUUUCCGAUCCUGAAACAUUCCCGAAACGGGCUUAAAUUUUUCGCAAGCACAAUGUUGUUGCAGGCAAUUAUCUUUUGUUUUUAAUUAGCUUACCUAAAUGCCGACAUUUGUAUUCAGGUUUGUUGAAUUUCAGCAAAGCCGUUCUACGCAUAAUUGUCCCAUGUUCAAAAAAGGGCAACUGAGAAAAACGCGAUUGAAAUAUUUCGAUCGAUUUCUGUGUUUCUACGCAUAAUUGUCCCGUGGGUCCAUAUUCCCCGUAACCACCCCGGUUAACAUUUUAUCACCCUUAUUCGUGAUCCUCUUGCAGGUAAACAAGAUAAAAUGCUUCGUAAAACUCAUGAUUUCGUGAUAGAAAAUACUUGGUGGGACAAUUAUGCGUAGAAGUUCAACGAUGGGACAAACAGACUUUGUGUUGUUUUCAAUGAUUUUCUAAGCAAAGUAAUAUAUUUUAUGUUUUUUUCUGAAAGUAUACGAAAAACUAAACUUAAAAUUGAUGAAAAGUCAGAAUCGUCCAAAAUGACAUGGGACAGUUACCCAAACAUAAAUAUUUCUCCUUGCAAAACUUGCAUGCAAGUUGCUAUAAAGAUGUCAAAUUUCAGUAAAUUGAGAGUAUGUUAGUGAUAAUUUUUUAUCAAAUGAUAAAAAAAAUCAUUUUUGAAAAGUAGAGAAAAAAUUUCUACAAAUCUACUGAUGCAAGAACCAUACAAAUUUGCUGCCGGAUACGUUACAAUAUUUUUUAAAAGGGCGUAGCUCAAAACUGUGAGGUUUUAAGAAACCCAUAAACUCAAAAAUUAGUCAAUAGAAAUCACUAACUGUUUGUAUAACGCUGUAGUAAGUUUUAAAUUUAUGAAAAGAUAUUUCCCGCAUCACUGUUUGUAAAAUUUCGAUUCUUUAACGUUUUUUUACAUAUAUUUCAUCAAAUUCCAAUGCAAUAUUUCUUUUAUUGUGCUAUUCAACAUCUUUUGUACAUGUAGUUUUGACAGAUUCAGUGUUUGUCACAAAAAGCGGUCAAAUUUUUUUUUUCCAUUGAAGUUCAUGAAAAUGUUACCGCAAUGGAAUACCUGUUUCAAUAAUAUAUUUUUCCCAUAUCACUUCUCAAAGUAAUGUGAUAAAACAUCACAAUUCGAGCGAACUUUAGUCCUUUUCUGCUGAAUCAGUUAGAUUCCUUAAGAAACAGUCACUUUCCUGUAGUUUUUACCUGUUUUUACACACACUCACUGUACGAAAAGUACCUCUCUUUAUGCCUAGUAUGUAGAAAUAAAUAAUAACACACACACACACACACACACACACACACACACACACACACACACACACACACACACACACACACACACACACACACACACAGCAACAAAGUUUCAACGAUUAUUCCACUUGUAUUAAAAUGGUAUUCCAUUACAGGAAUCUUAAAUCUACCUUUACACUUUUUCACAGUUUUCUAGCUUCUUAAAAAAAAAAUUCAGAAAACUGGAACUGUUAAAAGAAGUAAAAAGUCUUGGCUUAUAUAUUUUUUAAUUAGUAUUCAUAAAAAAAUCAAACUUUUGAAACUCUGUGUGGGAAGAGAGAUUCAUUGCACAAUACACAGAAGAUUACACAAAUACAGAACACUCGAAAGAGCAAUUAGUUGUGUAAGUUUUUUACUAGAUCAUCCAGACUUCAAUAAUCAAAAUAAUACAAACGAUAGUUUGCAGUCAUUUAGCGCAAUAGUAAACAAAACAAAAACACACGAACUGAUUAUUAUUAUUUCCUAGAGGCAGAUGGUUAAGCUAAUUCUUAUUUUUUGACGAUAUCCACAAAACCAACAGUACAACAGUGUGCGUUCUUUUUUAUGUUUAAUUAAUUGUCCAACAAUUACACAAGACACACACAAGUGUUAGUCGAUAAGUAACCAAGCCGUGCUAUAAAACUAAACUGUAAACAUCAUCGUACUAAAUUUUGCGAAGCAAAAUGCAAAAAGCCAUCGAAACAGAAAACACAAGCAUCAUACUGAUCAUCAUCACACGGUAAAGAAGGUCUUUAUUCUUACCCAGAGGCUAUACCUAGGUUUUUUUGAAUUGAUGCACGCUCCCAGAAAGCAUCCACUGGGCAAAUCUGUUAAAAACUAAUUUUAAACUCUUUAAAAUUAAAUAAGAAGAAAAAACUUUUCCGUACUUGUUGAAUUCUGCAAUUCUAAUUUGUAAAAAUCGCUAUGCCAGGGAAGAGAAAGGGAUCUCAUGCCUGAUAAAGGUAGGAGAAUGUUUGUCACUAGAGAGAAGCAAACGAGAGAACGGAAGAGUGUGUCAAAGAGAGAGCAUAACAUAUGUAAUUUUGUGUCAGAGAGGAAAACUUUGGUGAAGUUGGUAUUCCACUACGGGAAGUUUUGACAUUAUCUGAGUUUCUCGAUUUUUUUUUUGAGACUUCUGGGAAAUUUUUCAAUUGACAUUUAAACGUGUGGUAAACAAAUCUGAAAGAUUCACUUGUUUGCAAACCAAGUUUUUUUUUUAAUGGAAUACCACCUUAACCAUUUAUCUCUCUACAAAUAUUUUGAAAGUGUAAAAGUUAUUCCUACAGACAUUGUAUAAUUCUGCAAGUACGCAACCACACCUAGAAACUAUUAAAAUACGCUUCAACAGUUCUUUAAAAAAACAAUUGUUUUUAUGUUGUGCCUAGCAAUCGCACCGUUGCGCAAUUCGAUGAAUCCUAGUGUUUGUUUUCCCUCUCUCAAUAAGCGUAAGUUUUAACCUGUAUAAAGUAUAUUUGUAGCGAGUUUCGAGGAGGGAGGAAAUCACAUCAAAAGCAUUGAGAAAAUGCCUAUCAUAAAAGAAAAAAAAACAAAAAGGUAGAAAGCAAAAACAAACACUUAACAAUACAGCAUACUAUUGGUAAUAUAUCGUAUAGUUAACUGUGAUCAGUAUAUGAAAUUUGUUUGGAAAAAGAAAAAAAAACAAUAAUAUUACUUGCAACUGAAAAUAAAACAACACUUCAUAACAACUUUAGAUACCUUGACGAUUGUAAACGAUAAAGAUUUUGCAGAGGAAAACACUGCACAAUGAAUAUACAGAACACUAAAUAAAGGAAAAGAUAAUAGACUUGCAAAAACACAUGUAAGAAAGAGGACAGAGAAGAAUACACAAUAUAAAAUUCUAUAUAUUUUUGAGAUACUAUUCAUAUAUUUAUAUAUUAAAAAUGUGAAGAAGAUAAAGGAAGAGAAAAACACACACAAGACAAAAGCAAGCACUUAACGAAAUGUUUUGGUUUUCUUUGAACAAAAAAAGGUACCAACUAACACACACUUUUUCAAAAUAUGGUAUGCUGCAUAAACAUUGAUUUUAAACACACAUUAGUUGGCACUAUCAGUAGUAGAAGAAAAUUAUCCCAAUAGUUGAAAAUUGAUGUUGAAAUUUGUAAAAUGAAGUUACUUUGCCGCGAGAAAAAGAAAACACGAAAUAACUAUUUAGUUUCUAAGCUUAAGCAAAUAACUGAUUGUUGAGUAUGCAAUAACCGGGCCAACGUCCAGGUGGUAAAAUGUUUGGUUUAUUGAAGAAGAAAAAAGUUACAAAAAUCUGCAAUAUAUAUACACAAAACACUCAUAAACACCCAAACUUAAAUAACAUGAAAACAAAAACAACACAGUGGACAAAAGAAAAACAAGCAGUAAUAGAGCAAAACACAAUCAUUUAUUCACCCCCCGUACAGCAAAUUUCAAUAAUCGAUCCAGUAAAUAUCUUAUAGAAACUCAGCAAACUCACUAAGAAAUCCAGUAACAGAAGCAAACAGUAAAGUGGUUACGCAAGGUGAAGCAUCACCGUUUGUAGGACAUCAACACAGAGUUGAUGGUACGGAAAAGAUCCAGGCGCUAUGAUAUAGGUUACAGAUGGAAAUAAACUGAUUCACUCGGUGAAUAAUAGCAUCAACAAAAAGGGCAA
Culex quinquefasciatus (southern house mosquito) is the source of this 7653-nucleotide messenger RNA. It is a transcript of the gene Mnn1, whose product is annotated as menin. Gene Ontology annotation, molecular function: Y-form DNA binding; chromatin binding; transcription cis-regulatory region binding. Gene Ontology annotation, cellular component: nucleus; chromatin; histone methyltransferase complex. Gene Ontology annotation, biological process: negative regulation of cell population proliferation; regulation of transcription by RNA polymerase II; negative regulation of cell cycle. The transcript has 2 exons. NCBI's taxonomy places the organism in Eukaryota, Metazoa, Arthropoda, Insecta, Diptera, Culicidae. The coding region runs from base 209 to 2152 and encodes 647 amino acids. The record is from RefSeq and is a predicted model, not a curated record.